CAGAAGUGUCCAAUAGAAUUUCUGAAAAACAGGGUGGUUUCCAGGACUCCACCAGCUGGCAGAUACAGCGGGGAGAAAACCCUAGACCUCCUGGGUCCCAGCCGGGAGCUGGGACUGUGAUCCUGAGUGGUGUUUGGCCAAAUUGGGAAUCUUUUUGGAAGAGACGGCGUCUGAGGUCUGAAUGGAGAACACUUCUUACAGCUACGAGUACGGGGAUUACGGUGACGUUGGGUAUCUCCCUGUGGACUGCCUGGAUGGUGCCUGCCGCUCCAUCAACUCGUUCUGGGUGGCCUCGCUGCUGCUGUAUGCUGCCAUCUUCCUGGUGGGAGUGCCGGGCAAUGCCAUGGUGGCCUGGGUAGCCGGGAAGGAGGCCCGCCAGAGGGUGGGCGCCACCUGGCUUCUCCACUUGGCUGCAGCAGAUUUGUUCUGCUGUAUAUCUCUCCCCAUCCUGGCGGUGCCCAUUGCCACCGGAGGUCACUGGCCAUAUGGAGCCAUGGGUUGUCGGGCCCUGCCCUCGGUCAUCCUGCUGUCCAUGUAUGCCAGUGUCCUGCUGCUGGCUGCUCUCAGUGCUGACCUCUACCUACUGGCCCUCAGGCCCACCUGGUGGGCAGCAGCUCGGCGGACACGUGGGGUACAGGUGGCCUGUGGGGCAGUCUGGACACUGGCCUUGCUGCUCACUGUGCCCUCUGCCAUCUACCGCCGGCUGCACCAGGAGCACUUUCCCGCCCGGCUGGAGUGUGUGGUGGACUACGGUGGCUCAGCCAGGACCGAGGCUGCGGUGACUGCUACCCGGGUUAUGUUUGGCUUCCUGGGGCCACUGGUGGUGGUGAUCAGCUGUCACAGUGUCCUCUUGUGCCGGGCAGCCCAACGCCAUUGGCCUUUGGGCAUGGCUAUUGUGGUGGGGUUCUUUGUCUGUUGGGCUCCUUACCACUUGUUGGGACUGGUACUCACUGUGGCUGCCCCAAACUCUGUGCUCCUGGCCCGAGCCCUGAGGGCCGAACCCCUGGUUGUGGGCCUUGCCUUGGCUCACAGCUGCCUCAAUCCUGUGCUCUUCCUAUAUUUUGGACGGGUUCAACUCUGCCGGUCACUGCCAGCUGCAUGUCAUUGGGCCCUGAGGGAGUCCCAGGACCAGGAUGAAAGUGUAGUCAGCAAGAAAUCCACGAGCCAUGACCUGGUCUCAGAGAUGGAAGUGUAGGCUAGAGGGACACUGGCUUGCAUGUAUGUAUCCACUGCAUUCCACAACACUGACUUUGGGCAAAGGUGGAUCCAGGGGCUCACUGAUAUCUUCAUUUUACUCCUUCAUUCAUUCAGCAAAUACCCAUUAUGCACCUGCUUCUUGCAAGGCCCUGUUAUAGGCACUGGCCAUAAAGCAGUGACCAAAACAGACAGAAAUCCUGCCCUCAGGGGUUGACAUUCUAAUGGAGAAAAACAGACAAUAAACAAAGAAAAAAAGA
This is a messenger RNA of Otolemur garnettii (small-eared galago), 1454 nucleotides long. It is a transcript of the gene C5AR2, whose product is annotated as complement component 5a receptor 2. Bases 182 to 1195 code for a protein of 337 amino acids. Gene Ontology annotation, biological process: complement receptor mediated signaling pathway; chemotaxis; phospholipase C-activating G protein-coupled receptor signaling pathway. The record is from RefSeq and is a predicted model, not a curated record. Gene Ontology annotation, cellular component: plasma membrane. Gene Ontology annotation, molecular function: G protein-coupled receptor activity; complement component C5a receptor activity. The transcript is spliced from 2 exons. NCBI's taxonomy places the organism in Eukaryota, Metazoa, Chordata, Mammalia, Primates, Galagidae.